This is a messenger RNA of Protopolystoma xenopodis, 141 nucleotides long. NCBI's taxonomy places the organism in Eukaryota, Metazoa, Platyhelminthes, Monogenea, Polystomatidea, Polystomatidae. The record is from the annotation of a GenBank genome assembly.
AUGCUGGCUAGCCACAUAUUUGGGUUUAUGCCCACUUUUGGUGUCGUGCUGGUCAUGGCAGCCAUCGCAUCCGUCCGACGAGCGCUGCAACCAGGCGACAAUGUCGAUAUUGACGGAAGCCAAAGUGAAGGUAUCUCUUGA